Esox lucius (northern pike) is the source of this 2802-nucleotide messenger RNA. RefSeq names its product colony stimulating factor 1b (macrophage) (gene csf1b). The coding region runs from base 453 to 1262 and encodes 269 amino acids. The record is from RefSeq and is a predicted model, not a curated record. NCBI's taxonomy places the organism in Eukaryota, Metazoa, Chordata, Actinopteri, Esociformes, Esocidae. Gene Ontology annotation, cellular component: membrane. Gene Ontology annotation, molecular function: cytokine activity; growth factor activity. The transcript is spliced from 8 exons.
GUGUAUGAAUAAGGCAGCUUGUAGUUUGGAAAAAGUAUUUUACUUAUGUAACCAAAACCACAUAAAGCUUUUCUAGUUACCUAUAAAACUUGACAAAUCUCGUGACCUUGCAGUGAUUAUUGGGAAACAAGCUGGAAAAAGGGAAGUAGGUUCUUGUGGACAAUAUGAGAGAGAGCAGAAGGGGGGAUAUUUUAAAAUAGUAUCUGAGAUGCAGGCAGUCACGCUGUGAGCUCCAGACCUAUAGGAGGGGAGUAUAACCAAAUCAAUCUAUGCUGGAGGAACUUCGGCUGCGUCCACGCCAGAUUACUUGUAGCUUCUCUUUCUUGCAAGCCUCAUCUCCAUAGGUUUCCUGGAGGGAUUUAUGGUGCAAGAAGUGGAGAAACCUGUCAUCUAUCAGCUCCAAUGCUUCUGAGUGAGGAGUCUGGUCUUCUCUAUUGCCAUAGGUGAGCCAGAUGAACCUUCUUGUGCCAGCCGACAUUCUGUGCAAAACCAAGUGCCUAUACAUGAUGGUUUUACUGUGUCUUCCCUUGGCCAUGGGAGAGCCUGGUCCAUGCAGACACUCAAUCACCAGGAAUCACCUACUGACCUUAAGACGCCUGAUAGAUAACCAGUUGCAAAAUGGAUGCUCAAUAACCUACACAUUUAUUGAGCGGAGAAAUUUGAGUAAAUGCUGCUAUGUGAAAGCUGCCCUGCCCUGUAUCCUGGAGCUUCUGACCAGCCACUUCAGAUACACCCGGGGCUCAGAAAACCACAGCUAUGUCCUAUCUCUGACCGGUCUCAUCCACAACAUCUACUCCCAGCAAUGUGUACCACAGAUUAACGAGGAGCUGGAGGACGACCCAGUGAGCUUCGGGAUGUCCGUCCACAGUACCCCGUCGGAGGCCCUGUGGAGGGUUCACGGUGUCCUGUCUGAGUACUGGGAGCUGGUGACCAGCAGUGACUCACCGGUAGACUGGAGCUGUGAGCAGGAGUACACAGACACUGCCCGGCCUACAGAACUCUCUCUCACUACAGUCAGUAGCUCUUGGGAGUCGGAGAAAGUUUCUCAGACUGGACUGGAUGUGGCUCUAGAUAGAGACUUGACGUUUGGUUUCACGAUGAUAGUGCUGUCAGUCUGUGGAGGACUGCUGUUUAUAAUCACUCUCUAUUGCCUCAUCACACACAAGAUGUCCCACUGUGAGUAUCAUCACACUUCACUUCAAGUAAACCAAAUCCCAGGUUUGCAUACAGAGAUUCAGGACUUAGAGAUGCAGGGGCAAUGAAGUGAGUAUUAUAUUCAGCCAAUCAUCUGUCAGUCUGCCCAUGAAUCGACUUGAAGAAUAAACAAUCAUCCUCUCUGCGUAAAGUCCAUUAAAGACACAUUGGUGAAGCUUGAAAAACCAAUCCACUGAUGAAGAUUUACCUGAAACCCAUCUCAUGACCUGAUCAAAUUGACAAACUACAAUGGAUCCAAAUGGACAUUACCAGUCAAAUUUCUGGCCAGCAGGAAUUGAAUGGAGCUGAUAUACUAUGUUGUAUAUUGUGUAUAUACAUAUAUAAGGUAUAUUUAUAAUUAGACUUAAAAACAGUGUAUUCUGAUGUCUUUGGAGUUUGUUUCCUGAAUAAAACAAUGUUAUUUGUUGUUUCAAAUCAACCACAAUCAUUUCAUUAGACUGUUUACAACAUUUGUCACUUGCAAUAUCACUGUUAGUAAUACAGAAAUAAGAGAGAUUAUUACUUUCUAGUUUGUACCAUAAGAUUGUUUCCAGAUCGAUGACUUGAUCCAAAAUGCAGCAACGUUGCUUCAAAACAGCCAAUCAAUGAGUUCAUCAAAACUUUUAUAGAAAUUUCAUGGCCACUAAUCACUUUCUCUCUCGCAUUAUGUUACAUUUCAACUGGUCUAAAUGAAUACACUCCUGGCACAAAUAUUGGCUGGUGCGUGUGUUACACCUACUAGGCAUCCACGCACCAACAGGCACACACACAAGACUGAAGCCAUCUGUGUAUUUUUCACUAGCCAAACACAUGCAGACAGAAGGAAGGCGGGCUGGCGAUGCAUCCAUCUACUGCCUGUGCUGUUUCGCAACUUCAGUACCAUGUGUCCCCAGUGUUUUUUAAAGGCUGUUUCUCAUCCAUUCACUCAUUUCUUAAAUGCCCCAAUAAAACAAGCUUGACUGCAUUAGACAGAUGUCCACACAUACACUUCCUUUCUGUAACAGGGUCCUGUGUAGCUCACAUGCAAUGUAAUGACUGUGGGUUCUAUUCCAAUGGGGCCGGCAUAAAAAAGUAUGUAAAUGUAUUUACUAACCACUGUAAAAUGACUCAAAAUGAUUAUAAUAUUACUUUGAAUGUCAAUGUCGGAGCUGUGUGAAAAUAAUGUAAGCAAUCUUGUUAUUCCCAAUCUGUUACGGGAAAAGAGAAAGCAUUCCUGUGAUUCAACAGAACUGCAUUCUGUGAGGGAUUAAAAGCAGCUGUUCAGGAUGGAGCCUUUGACAUAUGUGCCAAUAUGAUUUUGUUCAAAUGUGUGCAGUUCUGCCCCAGAAUAAGAGCAGCAUUGUCUGUAGAGUUGCAGAAGAUGAAGGCAGAGUGGCAAUAGGUGUUCUGCAAAUGGUCAACUGGAAUUGAACAUGACAAAUUAACAUGAAAAGAAACUGAAAGAUUUUUUAAUUUCUAAAUACUAAACCCUGUUUAGUGGCAUUACCCUGGUCUGUCAGGCUUUAAAAUGUGUGUGAUGUCUUUCAUUUACAAACAUGGACUCACUAAUUAAGUACUUAGACAUACAGUGGAUAUAAAAAGUCUACACACCCCUGUUAAAAUGCCAUG